Clupea harengus (Atlantic herring) is the source of this 4338-nucleotide messenger RNA. RefSeq names its product collagen, type XXI, alpha 1 (gene col21a1). Lineage: Eukaryota; Metazoa; Chordata; Actinopteri; Clupeiformes; Clupeidae. The transcript is spliced from 30 exons. The record is from RefSeq and is a predicted model, not a curated record. The coding region runs from base 216 to 3116 and encodes 966 amino acids.
GGGGGAGAGGGAGAGUUGGAAAGUGACUGGAGAGGGCAGGCUUUCACAGUGGAGGAACAUCUGCAGCGCUGCAGCCUUCUCUUUGCACUCUGCACAGCCAACGCUAUGGAACUCCAAUGAAGAGGUGAGGAGAGCAGGGGACUGCUUUAGGAAAGGGUCGUGCCUCAGCCAGCCUCGGCAUCAGGUACAAAACUGGAGCUUGGUUCUUGCGGAUCAUGGGUUACAAAACAAGGUCCAUGCAUUAUGUCUUGUGGUGUCUUUCCUUCUUGCUCCUUCACUUGUUUUGUACAGCCCAAGAUGAGGACAUGAGAUUGAGUUGUAGAACUUCUCAGAGCGAUCUGGUUUUUAUAGUAGACGGAUCAUGGAGUGUGGAUGAUGUAAACUUUGAGUUGGUUAAGAAAUGGCUGAUGAACAUCACUACCAGCUUCAACAUUGGCCAGAAGUUCACCCAGGUCGGGGUGGUCCAGUACAGCGAUGACCCGUUCUUGGAGAUACCGCUAGGCAAGCAUGAUUCCAGCAAAAACCUCCUCAAAGCCAUGGACGACAUCAACUACAUGGGCGGAAACACCAGGACGGGACAGGCUAUUAAAUUUGCCACUGACAAAUUAUUCGCCCUCUCUGAACGUGGUCCACAUGGCAUUGCGAAAAUCGCUGUGGUUCUGACAGAUGGGAAAUCACAGGACGAGGUACUGGCCGCAGCCGAGGCCGCAAGGAAAAAGGGGAUAAUUCUCUUUGCGAUUGGUGUGGGGUCAGAGACUGCGGAGACUGAGUUGAGGGCCAUCGCCAACAAGCCGUCGCGCACUUAUGUUUUUUAUGUCGAAGACUACAAAGCCAUCUCCAAAAUCCGUGAAACCAUAAGGCAGAAACUGUGUGAAGAGACUGUCUGCCCAAAUAAAAUCCAAGUUGACUCCCGGGACGAGAAGGGAUUUGACAUUCUGCUGCACCUGUCCCUGGCCAAGAAGCUGAAGAAGUCACAAGGAUCUUACGAUGGCAAAAAGGCCUUUGAAGUAACACCACGAGUUGACUUAAGCGACAGCACCAAGUCAAUUUUCCCAGAUGGGCUCCCCCCGUCCUAUGUGUUUGUGGCCACGUUGAAGUACAAGGGCUCAGUGGCCAUGGAGGAAUGGGACCUGUGGAGGAUCCAGACCCAGGACGAGAAUCCUCAGAUGGCCAUCAGUCUAAACGGCUUUGAACGGACGGUCUUGUUCACCACCACCAGCAAUUCAACAAGUGGCAUUCAAACCGUCAUUUUCAAAAAGGGUCCAGCAAAGAAACUUUUUGAUGAGAGUUGGCAUCAACUACGUCUUCUAGUCACUGAAGAGGAUGUCACACUCUAUGUUGAUGACCUGGAAAUUGAAACACUUGCUUUGGAGCCACCAAUUGGCAUUUUCAUAAAUGGAAAGACUCAAGUUGGAAAGUAUGUCAGUAAAGAGACUACCGUACCAUUUGAAGUUCAGAAGCUCCGAAUCUACUGUGAUCCAGAGCAGAAUGAUCGUGAGACUGCCUGUGAGAUACCUGGAGUUGAUGGAGAGUGUUCCAAUGGACCUGGUGACAUGGACCUUGAUCCCACCCCGGAGCCGUGCGUCUGUCCUCCUGGUCCCUCAGGUGUCCCCGGCAUAAAGGGGGAAGUAGGGCAGACUGGGAGCCCUGGCAGACCUGGUCUUCCUGGUGCUGAUGGUAAGCCUGGGGUCCCUGGCUCUAGAGGAAGUCCUGGUGUACAAGGUCCUCCAGGCCUACAGGGGCCUCGUGGAGUUGAUGGGUACAAGGGUGAUAAAGGAACUCCUGGGAAUAUGGGGGAGAGAGGAGUUCCUGGAUUGUCUGGAUCACCUGGCCCAUCAGGUGAAAAGGGUGCUGUUGGUGUCUCAGGUCUUCAUGGACUACCUGGCAAAGAUGGCCAGUUGGGUGAAAAAGGAAGCAAAGGAGAACUUGGGCCUGCAGGACUUCCUGGAGAUCCAGGCAAACCAGGCAGAAAUGGUAAAGAUGGAUUCCCUGGGAGGCCUGGGCCAAAGGGAGAAGCAGGUGCACCUGGUAUGCCUGGUACAGAUGGAAGGGGAGGACAUCCAGGCAUGCCUGGCUUACCUGGCCGUGAAGGGCUGAGGGGGGAGAAGGGUGAAGCUGGACUAUCAGGACAAAAAGGAAACAAAGGUUCUCCAGGAAGUUCUGGGGAAAUGGGAUUAUCUGGGAUGCCUGGUGAAGCUGGACAACUUGGACCUAAGGGAGGCAAAGGGGAGGCUGGAGAGACAGGUCUAUCAGGAUUUCCUGGGCAGGAGGGUAAACCAGGAAACCCUGGAACAGCAGGCCAACCAGGACACCCUGGGAUGCCUGGGCUGAAGGGACCAAAGGGACAACGAGGUGAUUCAGGGGAACGAGGCCAAGAGGGUUUGCUAGGUGAAAAGGGAGAUCAAGGUGUUCCUGGAAUCCAAGGUGGUGUUGGCCUAUCAGGACAAAAAGGAGAGAAAGGGACAAGAGGAGAACCUGGUCUGAGAGGACAAAUGGGCCACCAGGGACUACCGGGUCAGCCGGGCCUGAGGGGUCCGUCUGGGCAGAUGGGACAGAACGGAGACUCUGGUUUACCAGGAUCACCCGGACCAGAAGGAAGACCUGGAAGAGAGAUGUCUGAACAAUAUAUUCAACAAAUAUGUAGAGAAAUCCUCCGAACCGAGAUUUCGUCCUAUAUGGGGAGCAACCAGCAAAGGAGCUGUGACCACUGCUACACCCAGGCUGGGAGCCCAGGCCCAGCCGGCCCUGUCGGACCCCAGGGCGGACGGGGUUUCCCUGGGAUGCCCGGAGCCAACGGCAUGCAGGGCCACCGUGGUUUGCCUGGACGGCCUGGCGUUCCUGGCUUGAAAGGGGAGCUCGGUGAAAGGGGUGAAAAGGGGAAUCCAGGUAGAUCAGACGUUGGACAGCCAGGCAUACCAGGACUUCCAGGUCCAAUGGGACCCGCAGGGGUCAGCAAACCAGGGCAGCCAGGUAAUCCCGGGCCUCCUGGCCUGAAUGGGGAGGAGGGCAAGAGGGGCUACUCCGGAGCUCCCGGCCAGCCGGGGGUUUGCCACCCUUCCAUGUGCUAUGGUGCCAUCAUGCGGAGAGGUUCUUACAGCAAAGGACCCAACUAUUGAGUAACACGCACAGAUGCUGAUGUUGCAAGACAGACCAAUCUUGGGGCGAGGUGCUUUGUACACUAAAGAUGAAAAAAAAAGAAAGGGGAAAAAAAUAAUACAGCAAAUCUUUCCAAUCUCAGGAAGAUCUCAUUUUUGUCAGGGUUUCCUCAUUUUGGGAACCCGAGAGUACCUCUAACUGUAUAAAUAAAAACAGAUCCAUGUGUGAGUGUAUUUCUAUCAUAUUUAAAGCAACACCGCCAGUCGUUUAGCACUCACCUUCUCUUUUUAAAUCAUUGCUUUUCUUCAGUCAUCUGCUUCGUUCAGUAAUGAGGAGCUGUGUUGUCAUAAUCCAGUGAUGGAAUCGAAUGUACUUGCCAAUGAGUAUCUCGGAGAGAUUUCUACCUAGGCCUCACCCUCUCCCAACUCAUCCAGCAAGGCAUGUUUCCUUGCUCUCUAUCUCCCCCUGUUGGAUGGUGCUCUCACAUCUUUCUUGGCUGGCUACAUUUAUUUCCCAUUACUUUGUGCCACUAAUAAAUUCCAGAAUCACAUCAUUCAAAGCCUUCGCCAAAAGUUGCUAUUAUGUAAUUGCUUUUGCUACAAGGGUUUCUCCACUGCAACGCAGUUUAGCAAAUGCAGCAUACUUUUUCAAAUUUACACAUGUUCUUAUUUUCCCAUUGGGUUAAACAAGCACCACUAUUACACUGUAUGGCAUUAUAUACAGUGCAAAAAAAUAUAUAUUUUCCAUUUAAAUCAAGCUUGUCUUUAAUUGCAUUAAAGCUGCUGUUGUGACAAGACCCAUCUUAUUAAAUAGCAUAAAUAAUAGCAUAACACUACAAUGCUAAAUUGUGAAAUGAGCCAGAUUUUCAUCAUGCUGCCACACUUGCCUAAAUGCAAUGUCAAUAUUUAUUAUGUAUGUUGGAGUAAUACUUCAUUUCAUAAAUAGGCUUCUCUGUCUCAAGGUACCAUGGUUGUGAACUAAAAUGGUUGGCAAACUGUGUCUGUAUCUGUAAACCAUCACCUUUGAAGUGCAUGGCAUCAAUGUGCAUCAAUCUGAAACAUUGGCUUUGCUUUUCAGGACAUUUCCAUUAGUGUUUGAUGUUAUUUAUAAAAACUGAAUUCAGUUAUUGCUUUUUACUAUUUUCAUUUCUUGCCUAAUUUUAUGCAGGCUUUUACUGUGUUUGAAUGAGUUUUGUAUUGCCUUUUUGAUAUUAUUAAUUAAAACUUUUUUUAUUAAGUUGAA